AUGAUCUCCGAAUCCAAGGCGCCGUCUCCAUCCGCGGGCACUCCGCCGGACCAGCCGCAUAUUGUCUCUCUCGUGCUUCAAGCCAAGAAGGCACUACAGCAGGGCGAACAGCUAUGCACAAAUGCCCAUUCCCUGUCGUCUGCGUCGGCUCAGAUAGCUGUGGACGUACUCGCUCUCGAUGCGCAAGUACGCUGGAUGUCUGAAGCAGUGUUAGACCAGCUCAAGCUUGCGGCCCAAGUCGCGAAGAACAUUGAGCAGAAACGCUCAGAACUCGAGGGCCAAGUGCAGGAAUGGGACACGCUCCGCAACCAGCGAAGCGACGCGCUGGACGCCGUGCUCGAGUCCCUCGGCACGCAGUCUGUGCCACCCGACUUCCACACCGUCUCCGCCGACUCCUCUCCGUUCGGGAGCCAGAACCCGUCCGAGGACGAGGACGGGGACGAGACGACGCCGUUCGGCCUUCCGCAGUCUAAUUCAAAUCCACGGCAGAGUCCGACGGACACGAUACGGAACCGGUCGCCGCUCGCGCGGAUACAGGAGAAGAAGAGCAGGCGGAUGGACAAGCGACGGUGGAAGACGCUGCGGGACUUUGUGGACGAGCGCGCUAUUGAGGACCUGUUGGAUACCAUAGAGCGGGACAGGCAGGAGCUUGAUGAUAUACUUGCCCAAACCAGCGACUAUCCAGAGUCCCUGGCGACGACUAUUGACAAUAUCAAGAACCUGGUUCCUGCGGAAGUCGUGCUUCCCUCGUUCGACACCAUAUUUGCCUCGCAGGAGGAGACGUCCACGAAGAUGGCAGAACACCUCGAGUCUCUGGCGCAUCACUACGACAACAUGUCGAACGCCAUGCACGACUACGAAGCGGGAGAAGAGUUCCAUGACGAGGACAUGGAGGGCAUGAACAUAGACGCGGAUACAUUACCGGGAAUUGUGAUGCAGCUCGAAGAAGGCGUUCAUUCUAUCGAAGCUUACCGCGACCAGUUACUGGCUGCCAAGGCCGCCGCUCAGGAGCACCUAGACACCCACCGACGCAUACUCACCGAUCUCGACGAGCUCGGGGAUAUCAUGACUGACAUGCUCGAGCGGCAGCAACAUGUCGAGGCGGAGAGCUUGGACCACCUCGCGCACCUACACCUACAGCUGCACCCAAUCGAGGAGCUGCACCACAAAUACACAUCCUACCAAUACGCAUACAACAAGCUCGUGCUCGAGCUCGCGCGCCGGCGGCAGUACCGCGAGGCCGCGCAGCGCGUCGUCGCCAACACCAUCGCCGAGCUCGACGCCAUGGUCGCAGAGGAACGCGUGCUGCGAUCCGACUUCCAGGCGGAGCAUGGGCAGUACAUCCCCGAGGACCUCUGUCUGUGCAUCGAGAACCUGCCGAACAGGUGGACGGUCUCGACGUGGAACGACGAGUCGCUCGAGACGCUGCCUGAAGUCGAGGCCGAGCUGGUCGAACAGGCUAAGCAGCGGACCAGCGGGAUUGGAGUGGGGAUCGGGACCAGCCAGAGUUUGUGAUGCUUCGCUCUCGACCGUGCC
This is a messenger RNA of Trametes versicolor FP-101664 SS1, 1536 nucleotides long. RefSeq lists its product as uncharacterized. Gene Ontology annotation, biological process: activation of protein kinase activity; autophagy of peroxisome; autophagosome assembly. Bases 1 to 1515 code for a protein of 504 amino acids. Gene Ontology annotation, molecular function: protein kinase activator activity; molecular adaptor activity. The record is from RefSeq and is a predicted model, not a curated record. NCBI's taxonomy places the organism in Eukaryota, Fungi, Basidiomycota, Agaricomycetes, Polyporales, Polyporaceae. Gene Ontology annotation, cellular component: Atg1/ULK1 kinase complex; phagophore assembly site. The transcript is spliced from 9 exons.